Molecule: messenger RNA, 2398 nt
Organism: Aethalodelphis obliquidens (Pacific white-sided dolphin)
Lineage: Eukaryota; Metazoa; Chordata; Mammalia; Artiodactyla; Delphinidae
Gene: LDOC1
Product: LDOC1 regulator of NFKB signaling
Exons: 1
Coding region: 123-563 (146 amino acids)
Source: RefSeq, a predicted model, not a curated record
CCGCCUCUCGCCCCUAGCCACCGCGCGCCUCCGCGGACACGCACUUCCUGCGAGGCCUCUGCGCGCACCUUAGGCGAGCCGAGCCGAGUUGAACCCUGCCCUGCGCUUGCGAGCUGUUCGCCAUGGUGGACGAGCUGGUGCUGCUGCUGCAUGCGCUCCUGAUGCGGCACCGCGCCUUGAGCAUCGAGAACAGCCAGCUCAUGGAACAGCUGCGGCUGCUGGUGUGCGAGAGGGCCACCCUACUGCGCCAGGUACGUCCGCCGAGCUGUCCGGUGCCCUUCCCCGAAACUUUUGACGGCGAGAGCUCCCGGCUCCCCGAGUUUAUCGUGCAGACGGCGUCUUACAUGCUUGUCAACGAGAACCGAUUUUGCAACGACGCCAUGAAGGUGGCAUUCCUAAUCAGCCUGCUCAUCGGGGAAGCCGAGGAGUGGGUGGUGCCCUACAUUGAGAUGGAUAGCCCCAUCCUAGGUGAUUACCGGGCCUUCCUCGAUGAGAUGAAACAGUGUUUUGGCUGGGAUGACGACGAAGAAGACGACGACGAAGAUGAAGAAGAUGAUUACUAGGCCCGGAGACCCUCGGGCCUAGGGGGGAGGGCCCUGCACGCCGCCACCUCCCCCCUCCCCGCCUUGCCCCGCCCGGAGCCGCCGCGCUCCCCUAGCGCUCAGAUCCCCUUCCCUACCCCUGCCUCUGGUUGUCUUCCUCCUCCCCCCUCCUCCCCCCCUCCUCCCCGUAGUGCUUGUCUUUGUUCCGGGGAUAGUGCUCCAGUUACCUGCUGCUGAGGCUGGGGCCUCUCUCUGAAGUGCGCUGCCUCCCACUGGCCAGCCCCAGGACCCUCUCCUGCUGACUUGAACUGUGUUCUGAGCCCCAACUCUAGGCCAGGCCCCUGUUACCAACUGGACUACGCACAGCUGUGCCGCACAGCCCUGCCAACUGUCAGGCCUACAUCUUGCCCAGAGACCUACGCUGCCACGUAAGCACCCUCCACCACAUUACAGCGACAGACCAGGCCUUUGGAGAUAAGUAGCAACCUAGAAGAUGCCUUAGUUGGCUACACCUCCUGGGACACUGGUUUGGACUGCUCACCAACUUCCCCCAAGGGGCUAAUCUUUCAAGCUGGUUAGUUCCCUGCUAACGCCCAAGGCCUUCUCCUGCCUCACCAGAUUGCUGCAGGAGCCUGUUGUGCCUGGCAGCCAAAUCGUUGACAUUUCUCCUAUGCACCAGUUUUGCACAACUGUCAUUUAUCUUUCAAAAUUGCAGCAAUCCCACAGAUGUGUGCAUUUGGACAAAAAUACUAAAAACAAAACAAUACAAACAAAAGCAGGCACUCAGCCCAGCUCCUCAGUACUACCUGGAAAAAGCAUUUGCAUUCUUUUCAAUAAAUAUCAAGCACUACAAAAAAAGAGUCUUUUUUAAUGGUUGAGGGCUGUCAUUGGCCUCUGCCACUCACCCUGACUCCCAUAUUCUCAUUGAUAUCAGGGAACCUAGUUCAAUCCCAGUAUUCCCCACUGUCAUGUGUAGGCUACAGAGGACAGCUAACAUAGGGCUUUAUGGGGAAUCUGGUACUCCCCUCACCAAAGCAUUUCUUGCAGCCCUGGUGAAGGGGGUGUCCUCUGGGGCUUCCAAGAUGACAUGGGUAAGCUGUGGCUGAGCAGGUGGCACACCAUCCCAAACUGGGACACUUUUGAGAGAGCUUAAAGGGGACACUAUUAAUUAUUAGACUGGGACAGCAGGCAUAAAUCAGGACACACAAUAUUCCUGUCUUCCUGAGCUUUUGGGUUCUUCCUCAACACGGCAAGUUCUGCCCCUUAACCCUUAGUGCCUGUGGGGUGCUAUUGAGUUCAGGCUUCAUUUAACAACGUAGCACAUUGUUUUAAUACCCCUUUGAGGUGCUUGAGCUAACAUUAAAUCCUAGAUCCUGGGUAAAUGCACCCAUAAUAAACAGAACCUGACUUGAACAUUUCAUCUUCCUUGGGCAGAUACCCUUAGAAUCCCCACCCAUCCAUGUGCCCCAGAUUCCAGCCUGUAGAAAUUGACAAUAUGCUUGGCUAUCUCCUGAACUAGAUCUUAUACUGCUAUCUGAGCUAUGCUGAGAUUUCUUUGUGGGCCUGGAUGGCUCGGAGGCACUAAGGGAGUGGGGUGAGUGCUGAGAAGAAGCUGCAUACCUUUGUGAGGCAGUUACCCCAGGUUAAGUCACUGAAAUGUUAAAUCAGGGAAGCUCGGUUAGGGGAUUUGUGGGGCCUAUCUCUGCCAGCCAGGAGCUGUCAGGAGCAUUUGGGAGAUGCCGAGUUCUCAUUCUUAUCUCUAUCUGCCCCCAUGUCUUUAUUGUACCACGUCUGGAGCCAGCUCUACCUUAGAACCUCUAAUUAAUUUAGGUAAUAAAUUUUCUUGUUGAUUAAGA